Molecule: messenger RNA, 339 nt
Organism: Sclerotinia sclerotiorum 1980 UF-70
Lineage: Eukaryota; Fungi; Ascomycota; Leotiomycetes; Helotiales; Sclerotiniaceae
Exons: 3
Coding region: 1-339 (112 amino acids)
Source: RefSeq, a predicted model, not a curated record
AUGUUUUGCAAUCGUAUUUAUUUGAAAUUGUUCUCAGGCCUUGCCUGCAUAGAGGACAUAUUUUGUGGCCACCGGGCAGCCAGACGACAUACUUUGGCACCACGGUCACUGGGGGACUUAACCUUCCGCAAGAGUCUAAGUUUCCAUGAAAUCGAGUCAGCACAGCUUUCCGUGGAAAAAUCUCUUUGGAGCCUGGCAUUUGACGGGGGAUGCCAGUUCAUUGUAACGGUAUUGAAUCAAAGUAGCAAGGUGCUUGAUCCCGAGGGUACGGUAACGGUUCCUCUUCCAUGGCCGGGGUCAAAAAGUACUCGGGAUAUGAGCAAAUCAGAAGCUCGAUAA